CAUACACUUAAGUCCCCACAAAGAGGCCUUCCUUUUUAUCUACCCUUCCUUCUCUUCAUCUUCAUCCCUUUAUUUCUUGCAUUCCAAACUAAACCCUUCCUAACAAUACCACUCGAUCACUUCUCCAUUAGACCAUCUUCUGUGUGUGUGUGUGUGUGUGUGUGUGUGUGUGUUUUUUCUUUUUAAGAAAAAACAAAGAGAUGAACAUAAGAGCAACGGUGCUAAUGGAAACAGCAACAACAACAACAACAACAGCAGCAGCAACAACAACAGCAACAACAGUAGUAGGAAAGGAAGAUCAAGAAGGAGAGUUAGGACAAGAAGAUGGAGGAAAGAAGAGACUGAGUUUAGGGUUGCAGAACAACCUGGAGUUAAGGUUAGGGAUAUCAAUGAACAAUAAUAAUGGAUUCCAAGAGAUGGAUAGGAGUAGUAUUAGAAGAAGCCAAGAAGGGCUUGUGUUGCAGAGGAAUAGUGGUCAUGAAGUUGGCACUGGAAUUGGAGUAGGAGGAGGAGGGUCAAAGAGAUCAUGGCUCUCAGACACUGCAGCAGCUUGUGGCUUUGUACAUCCAUGGAGCUUAGCUGCAAGGCAAGAGAAGGCUGCUCUUGAGCAAGCUCAUCAUAAGGCUUCUAUUCCUUCUACUUCUUCUCUCUCAAGAGUUAAUGGUCAUAGUGCACAAGCACAACCAGUGGUUGGGUGGCCACCGGUGAGGACAUUCAGAAGAAACUUGGCAGGAUCACAAGCAACAAAACAAGAGAUGGAGAGUGAGAAGGAAGCCAAAAAAGCAAAGUCAUUAAUGGAGAUGGAAAAGGUGGCAAACAACAUCAACCAUGUUCAAUCCAAACCCACAAUGUUUGUCAAGGUCAACAUGGAAGGCUAUGCUGUUGGGAGAAAGAUUGAUUUGAAGGCUCAUGACAGUUAUGAUUCCCUCUCCAAAUCCCUUCAAAAGAUGUUCCAAAACUUCUUAUCAGUGAAUAUUCAAGGCAUAAUAACCAAAGAGAAUGAGAGAGUUGAUGCAGUGAAGAAUAACUACAUACUUCUUUAUGCUUUAUUGAAUCUGUUUACCCCUAGUAUUGUCAUGUGCAUCGAAUUCUCAGUCGAUGCCCUAGGAAUAGCCAAUGUGACUACUCUAACUCGCUUAAUCCCUCCCUGUAGUGCUGCGAAUAAAAGUGUUGUUUAUUUGCUAGGACAACCCUCAAAUGCUAGUGAAAUUCCUGCUGAAUAA
Molecule: messenger RNA, 1223 nt
Organism: Dioscorea cayenensis subsp. rotundata (Guinea yam)
Lineage: Eukaryota; Viridiplantae; Streptophyta; Magnoliopsida; Dioscoreales; Dioscoreaceae
Product: auxin-responsive protein IAA25-like
Exons: 4
Coding region: 201-1223 (340 amino acids)
Biological process (GO): regulation of DNA-templated transcription
Cellular component (GO): nucleus
Source: RefSeq, a predicted model, not a curated record